Nothobranchius furzeri (turquoise killifish) is the source of this 861-nucleotide messenger RNA. RefSeq names its product ribosomal protein L7 (gene rpl7). Gene Ontology annotation, molecular function: structural constituent of ribosome; RNA binding. The record is from RefSeq and is a predicted model, not a curated record. Gene Ontology annotation, biological process: maturation of LSU-rRNA from tricistronic rRNA transcript (SSU-rRNA, 5.8S rRNA, LSU-rRNA). Gene Ontology annotation, cellular component: cytosolic large ribosomal subunit. Lineage: Eukaryota; Metazoa; Chordata; Actinopteri; Cyprinodontiformes; Nothobranchiidae.
AGACACCCUGUGACGGUCCUAAUCCUUUAACCAGCGCAUGCGCAAUACGGAAUUCCUCUUUCUCGGUGGUCGCCAUGGCGGACGCAAAAAAAAAGGUUCCGGCGGUCCCUGAGAGCCUUCUAAAAAGGCGAAAGGCCUUCGCUGCCAUGAAGGCCCUCCGCAUCAAGAAGAUGCUGGCAGAGAAGAAGGUCCGUAAGGUGACCAGGAAACUGAUCUUUAAGAGGGCAGAGAAGUACCACAAGGAGUACAGGCAGAUGUACAGGCGUGAGAUCCGCCUGGCACGUAUGGCACGCAAGGUGGGGAACUAUUACGUGCCACCUGAGCCCAAACUGGCUUUUGUCAUCAGGAUCAGGGGUAUCAACGGUGUUCCUCCAAAGGUCCGUAAAGUCCUGCAGCUGCUCCGUCUCCGCCAGAUCUUCAACGGUGUGUUUGUCAAGUUGAACAAGGCUUCAAUCAACAUGCUCAGGAUUGCAGAGCCUUACAUUGCUUGGGGAUACCCCAACCUGAAGUCUGUGCGUGAGCUCAUCUACAAACGCGGCCACGGCAGGAUGAGGAAGCAACGCAUCGCCCUCACAGACAACGCUCUAGUGGAGAAGGCUCUCGGCAAGUAUGGCAUCAUCUGUGUUGAGGACCUCAUCCAUGAGAUCUUUACAGUUGGCAAGAACUUCAAACCUGCCAACAACUUCCUGUGGCCUUUCAAGCUGUCAUCUCCCCGUGGCGGUAUGAACAAGAAGACCACACAUUUCGUGGAGGGAGGCGACGCUGGCAACAGGGAGGAUCAGAUCAACAGACUGGUCCGAAGGAUGAACUAAAUCUAAGGUUUUCAAAGGACUCAAAAGUACAAUAAAAUGUGGAAAACAA